This is a messenger RNA of Pelmatolapia mariae (spotted tilapia), 1928 nucleotides long. It is a transcript of the gene hmgcll1, whose product is annotated as 3-hydroxymethyl-3-methylglutaryl-CoA lyase like 1. Gene Ontology annotation, biological process: ketone body biosynthetic process; L-leucine catabolic process. Gene Ontology annotation, molecular function: hydroxymethylglutaryl-CoA lyase activity. NCBI's taxonomy places the organism in Eukaryota, Metazoa, Chordata, Actinopteri, Cichliformes, Cichlidae. The record is from RefSeq and is a predicted model, not a curated record. The transcript has 9 exons. The coding region runs from base 136 to 1161 and encodes 341 amino acids.
CGAGGCCCUCCGCCAUCCAGGCCUGCAUUAGCACACGGAUGCGACACAUUAAUUUGCUCUGGGUAGUUCCCGCGAUCUGCGAAGGUUAUUCCCGGAGAACACGGAGCUGCAGCGGGCUGAGCAGCAGCCACACGGAUGGGUAACGUGCCUACCACAGUGAAGCACUGCCUGAGCUAUGAGCAACUCAUCGAGGACUACCCGUGGCUGAGACGCCUGCUGCAGGAGGACAAGACAAUUACAGGACAUGCCUGUCCAGAGUUUGUUAAAAUUGUUGAAGUUGGGCCAAGAGAUGGACUUCAAAAUGAAAAGGAGAUUGUUCCAACUGGGGUGAAAAUCCAGCUGAUAGAUAUGCUCUCAGGAACAGGCCUGUCUGUGAUCGAGGCCACCAGCUUUGUCUCUUCAAAGUGGGUACCACAGAUGGCAGACCACACUGAUGUACUCAGAGGAAUCCAGAAAGCAUCUAAUGUUCAGUAUCCUGUUUUGACACCUAACUUGCAAGGCUUUCAGGAUGCUGUUGCAGCUGGUGCUACUGAAGUGGCUGUGUUUGGGUCGGCAUCUGAAACCUUCAGUAAAAAAAAUAUUAACUGUUCUGUUGAUGAAAGUAUGCUGAGGUUUGAGGAAGUCAUUAACGCUGCCAAAAAGCGACAAAUUCCAGUCCGAGGGUAUGUUUCUUGUGCCCUUGGGUGUCCCCAUGAGGGACACAUUGAACCUUCCAAAGUGGCAGAGGUGGCAAAGAGAUUAUAUGAAAUGGGCUGUUAUGAGAUUUCCUUGGGAGACACCAUUGGUAUUGGUACUCCAGGAUCUAUGCUUAAGAUGCUGCAGAGGGUGAUGAAGGACGUGCCCAUCAAUGCGGUUGCAGUUCACUGCCAUGACACCUAUGGGCAAGCACUGCCCAACAUCCUUACUGCACUCCAGAUGGGGGUCUCUGUGGUGGAUUCUGCAGUAGCUGGCCUGGGAGGAUGCCCUUACGCUCAGGGUUCAUCUGGCAACGUUUCCACAGAGGAUGUUCUCUACAUGCUUCAUGGCAUGGGCAUUGAAACAGGGGUGAACAUUGCCAAAGUCAUAGAGGCUGGUUCCUUCAUCUGCAGCGCUUUAUCUCGCGAGACAAACUCCAAGGUUGCCCAAGCAAGAAGCACGGCCUGCUGUGAUGCGUCUCUGUAAUGGAACAUCUUUAAAUAUUUUAAUCUGUUCCCUUUAAAGUGCUUCCCCAUUGUUGCUGCCUUCAGAUUUGUUGCCUAUCUUUCUGUAUUUGAACUACAUUAUUCCAUGUAUCUCUUGUAUGUCAUCUAAAUAAUAUUGAAAACUUUCUCAUUUUAAUUUUUUUUACUUUAUUGUUCAUUUCCAGUCUAUAUUUGCCAUCUGAGUACCUUUAUAAUCUACUGAACACGUGCAUCUUUCUUGGCUUAGUUUUCACUCUGCACAGUUUGAUGUAAUAAAAGCAAGCGUCGACCACACUGAAUGGAAAGUGACAGGAAGCUGGUAAUUAUCAAGGGGAGUAUUCAUUUGUGAUCGAGGUUUGUGUUGACGGCUCGAUAAUUUAUGAUCUUAUGAUUUUAUUAGUUUGCAUUGAUCAGUGGCCUUAUAAAAUUAUGUAACAGCGUAUUAUAAUCCUACGUGUAUGAGUGCCUCCAUAUGCACUUUGCUUCUCUGAAGACCUUUUGUGAUUUCCUGUGAACUUGUAUAAAUAAUUCAAAAUAAGACAACUCUCAAAUUACCACAAAGAUAGCAUUUUAAAGGAGGCACAGAGGAGUUUUUGCCAUCAGGUUUGCCAAAGAUCCCUUAAAAAGUUCCUCUUUAUAGUCUUUUUUUUGUAUUUCAGAAUUUUACCAUGACAUAAACUACUGUCUGAGACAAUUGUCUCUGUAAAGUCAAAUGUCCUUUCAUUUUUUGUCAUGUUUACACCCUGCUGUGCAAUCUGUAAAUCAGAA